UCCUUUCACUUCUCCUUCUUGUUUUGCAGCUGUGUUUUAAGUUGAGACUUCAGAAUUUCUAGCAGACAAUACGUUGAUAACUCUUGCUGUUAGAAAAUGGCUGAAGAGAACGGCUUGGAUCGUGAUAUUAUAACAAACGAGGCCUCUGCAUCCACAAGCAAUGCAGUUGCUACUCAGAGAAAAGAAAACCAAGGGAAGACUGAUGCUGAACAAACAUCUGAGAAGAGCAAGGGAGGAGAGGAGAAUAACCAGACCGUUCCAUAUGGCAAGCUCUUCUCCUUUGCAGACUCCAAGGAUAUUAUAUUAAUGGUCGUGGGCACUAUAGGAGCUAUUGCAAAUGGAACCGCCAUGCCUCUAAUGACUGUUCUCUUUGGGGAACUGAUCAAUUCUUUUGGAGAAACAAACAAUACCAAAAGUGUGGUUAAUGCAGUUUCCAAGGUAUCUUUGAAAUUUGUUUACUUGGCUGUGGGGGCUGGUGUGGCAUCUUUAUUACAGGUGUCUUGCUGGAUGGUCACAGGGGAAAGACAAGCAGCACGAAUAAGGAAUUUAUAUUUGAAGACCAUUCUGAGGCAAGAUAUUGGUUUCUUUGACAAGGAAACAAACACUGGAGAAGUUGUAGGAAGGAUGUCAGGUGAUACCGUCCUCAUUCAAGAUGCCAUGGGUGAGAAGGUGGGGAAGUUUAUUCAGCUAAUAACAACAUUCAUAGGAGGCUUUGUGGUUGCUUUCAUUAAAGGAUGGCUUCUCACCCUUGUCAUGAUCUCUACUAUUCCUGCUCUUGUGAUCUCUGGUGCGGCCAUGUCCAUUGUUAUAAGCAAGAUGGCCUCCCGUGGACAAACUGCUUAUUCUAAAGCAUCAAUAGUUGUGGAACAGACAAUUGGUUCGAUCAGAACAGUUGCAUCAUUUACUGGAGAGAAGCUAGCUAUAAUUGCAUACAACAAGUCUCUCAACAAUGCUUAUCUAUCUGGGGUUCAUGAAGGCUUAGCUAGUGGAUUGGGUCUUGGUUCUGUUAUGUGUAUCAUAUUCUGCAGUUAUGCUUUAGCCGUAUGGUAUGGUGCGAGGCUUAUAAUUGACAGGGGAUACACAGGGGGUAUUAUCAUUAAUGUUAUUGUAGCCGUGUUGACUGGAUCCUUGUCUCUGGGGCAGGCAUCUCCAUGCAUAAGUGCAUUUGCUGCUGGACGGGCCGCGGCAUUUAAAAUGUUUGAGACAAUAAACCGGAAACCGGAAAUUGAUGCUUAUGAUACCAGUGGGCGGACACUAGAUGAUAUUCGCGGGGAGAUUGAGCUAAGAGAUGUUUGCUUCACUUAUCCUGCUAGGCCAGAUGAGCAAAUAUUCAGUGGUUUCUCUCUCUUCAUACCUAGCGGCACAACAGCUGCUUUGGUUGGACAAAGUGGAAGUGGAAAGUCAACAGUGAUCAGCCUGAUAGAGAGGUUCUAUGACCCGCAAGCUGGUGAAGUUCUAAUAGAUAAUAUAAAUCUCAGAGAAUUUCGGCUAAGUUGGAUCAGAACAAAAAUUGGCCUCGUUAGUCAAGAACCUGUGCUGUUUGCUUCUAGCAUUAGAGAGAAUAUUGCUUAUGGGAAGGAUGGAGCAACUAAAGAAGAAAUUAGAGCUGCAGCUGAGCUAGCCAAUGCUGCCAAGUUCAUAGAUAAGCUUCCUCAGGGGCUUGACACCUUAGUAGGUGAACAUGGAACUCAGCUAUCUGGAGGGCAGAAACAAAGAGUUGCCAUUGCUAGAGCAAUUUUGAAAGAUCCACGGAUUUUACUCCUGGAUGAAGCUACAAGUGCACUUGAUGCAGAGUCUGAGCGCAUUGUGCAAGAGGCACUAGACAGAAUCAUGAUCAACCGAACAACAGUUAUUGUUGCUCAUCGCUUGAGUACUGUGAGGAAUGCAGAUACGAUUGCUGUCAUUCAUCGGGGAAAGAUAGUUGAAAAAGGCUCCCACUCAGAGCUAGUGAAGGAUCCUGAAGGAGCAUACUGCCAGCUUAUACGCUUGCAAGAAAUGAACCCCCAGUCAGAGCAUGGAAUAAAUGAUCCAGAAAUAACAGUGGAUUCUGCCAGGCAGUCAAGCCAACACAUGUCCAUCCGACGGUCAAUAAGUCGUGGAUCAUCUGGGCCUGGGAACAGCAGCCGCCACUCAUUCUCAGUAUCAUUUGGUCUACCUACUGGAGUCAACAUCCAAGAGACAGCAACUACAACAGAAGCUGACAAGCUGCCAACAUUACAAGAGCCACAAGAUGUUCCACUUCGUCGCCUCGCCUAUCUCAAUAAACCGGAGCUCCCAGUAAUACUACUUGGUGUUUUAGCUGCAGUCAUCAAUGGUGCGAUACUACCAGUUUUUGGUAUUCUUAUUUCCAGUAUAAUCCAUAUAUUCUAUGGGCCACAAAAUAAGCUUCGGAAGGAUUCAAGCUUUUGGGCACUGAUGUUUGUUGUCCUUGGCGUGUUAUCUUUAGUGGCAACCCCUGCACGAACAUACUUCUUUGCUGUGGCAGGUUGUAAGUUGAUAAGAAGGAUCCGGUCAAUGUGCUUUGAGAAGGUGGUUUACAUGGAGGUCAGUUGGUUUGAUGAACCUGAGCACUCCAGUGGUGCAAUUGGUGCAAGACUCUCAGCAGAUGCUGCAACCGUCCGCAGUCUGGUUGGUGAUGCUCUUGCACUUCUUGUUCAGAACACUGCGACAGCAAUUGUUGGUUUGGGUAUUGCUUUCCAAGCAAGCUGGGAACUGGCUCUUAUAAUCCUUUUUUUGCUACCUCUGAUUGGCCUUAAUGGAUAUGUCCAAAUGAAGUUCAUGAAAGGAUUCAGCGCAGAUGCAAAGAUGAUGUAUGAGGAAGCAAGUCAAGUGGCAAAUGAUGCAGUUGGAAGCAUAAGAACAGUUGCUUCUUUCGGUGCUGAAGAGAAGGUGAUGCAACUGUACAAAAAGAAAUGUGAAGGCCCUCUGAAGACAGGGAUAAGACAAGGAUUAAUUAGUGGUGUUGGUUUCGGGCUAUCCUUUUUCCUGCUGUUUUGUGUUUAUGGAGCCAGUUUCUAUGCUGGAGCCCAGCUUGUUGCACAUGGAAAAACAACAUUCACGAAGGUUUUUCGUGUUUUCUUUGCCCUCACUAUGGCAGCCAUUGGGAUUUCUCAAUCAAGCUCCCUUGCACCUGAUGCCAGUAAAGCCAAGACUUCCACUGCUUCUAUUUUUAACAUUCUUGAUCAAAAGUCAGAGAUAGACUCGAGUGAUGACUCUGGAAUGACACUAGAAAAUGUGAAGGGAGAAAUAGAGUUUCAGCAUGUUAGUUUUAAAUAUCCAACAAGGCCUGACAUUCAGAUAUUCCGAGACCUAUGCUUGGCAGUUCAUUCAGGAAAGACGGUUGCUCUGGUUGGCGAAAGUGGGUGUGGAAAAUCGACGGUGAUCUCACUGUUGCAGAGAUUUUAUAACCCGGAAUCAGGUCAGAUCACAUUAGAUGGGACUGAAAUUCAAAAGUUCCAGUUGAAGUGGUUGAGGCAGCAGAUGGGUCUGGUAAGCCAAGAACCUAUCUUGUUCAAUGAAUCAAUCCGAGCUAAUAUUGCAUAUGGGAAGGAUGGAGAUGCUACAGAAGCAGAGAUCAUAGCAGCAUCGGAAUUAGCAAAUGCCCACAAAUUCAUUAGUGGAUUGCAACAGGGUUAUGAUACCAUUGUAGGAGAACGAGGAGUCCAAUUGUCGGGUGGUCAAAAGCAACGGGUGGCGAUUGCGCGUGCAAUGGUGAAGGCGCCAAAGAUAUUACUACUAGAUGAGGCAACGAGUGCACUUGAUGCUGAAUCCGAACGAGUGGUACAAGAUGCACUGGACAGGGUCAUGGUGAACCGCACCACAAUUGUUGUUGCCCACCGGUUAUCAACUAUUAAGGGUGCAGAUUUAAUUGCAGUGGUAAAAAAUGGUGUUAUUGUGGAGAAAGGGAAGCAUGAAACAUUAAUCAAUGUGAAGGACGGUGCUUAUGCGUCCUUGGUAGCACUUCAUACAAGUGCUUCAUCUAAGUGAAAGUUCUUGGUACUCCCCUUCCACAAUUUUUGGUGAUCGGUUUACAUGCCCUCCCUUGUUCUUUUCUAGAAGAAAAAAAAAGAGAACUUAUUUUCUGUGUAUUUCAUCUUAUUUUGGUAUGGAAUGUGCAAUUUAUUUG
This is a messenger RNA of Telopea speciosissima, 4126 nucleotides long. Its product is annotated as ABC transporter B family member 21-like. Gene Ontology annotation, biological process: transmembrane transport. NCBI's taxonomy places the organism in Eukaryota, Viridiplantae, Streptophyta, Magnoliopsida, Proteales, Proteaceae. Bases 97 to 3987 code for a protein of 1296 amino acids. The record is from RefSeq and is a predicted model, not a curated record. Gene Ontology annotation, cellular component: membrane. Gene Ontology annotation, molecular function: ATP hydrolysis activity; ABC-type transporter activity; ATP binding. The transcript has 12 exons.